CGCGGCGCGCCGGAUUGUGACGCAGCCGGGUUCCGGGUUCUCGAGUGACCGCGGGAGCGCUGCCUCGGGGGCCCCCGGCAGCAACGGCAGCAACGGCCGAGGCAGGCGGGGUCAAGAUGGUGGCUCCGCUGGCGGGGGAGGCGCUGGAGGGAGGAGGAGCCAGACCCUAGCCGGCCGGAAACACCGACGCCCCGAGGCCUCCCGGGAGCCGUUGCCGCCGCCCCCUGCUCCAUCGAGGGACGCGAGCGGGCGGCGGGGCGGGCGGGCGGGCGGGGACCCAGGACAGGAGGGCGGGCGGGCGGGCGGGCGGGGGCGGAGCCACUCUCCUCGGCGCCCGCCCCGGCCGCGGCCCCGGGCCUCCCUCCCCGCCCCGCGCCGCCCUGCCCGGCCCGCCCAGCCCCGGUGUGGCAGCGGCUCAUGGCGGCGGUGGGGCCCCCGCAGCAGCAGGUGCGGAUGGCCCAGCAGCAGGUCUGGGCGGCGCUCGAAGUGGCGCUCCGGGUGCCCUGCCUCUACAUCAUCGACGCCAUCUUCAACUCCUACUACGAUUCCAGCCAAAGCCGGUUCUGCAUCGGGCUCCAGAUCUUCCUCCGGCUCCUCGGUAUAAUUGUGUCCAGUAUUGUUCUGAUCUUGUCACAGCGAUCACUUUUCAAGUUUUACAUGUACAGCUCAGCCUUUCUAUUAGCUGCAACUUCAGUGUUGGUCAAUUACUACGCUGCUUUGCACAUUGACUUCUAUGGUGCCUACAACACGACAGCUUUUGGAAUCGAGCUGCUUCCUCGGAAAGGGCCCUCGCUGUGGAUGGCACUCACCGUCCUGCAGCUGACCUUUGGGAUUGGCUAUGUCACCCUACUCCAGAUUCAGUCCAUCUAUUCACAACUAAUUAUUUUGAAUAUCUUGGUUCCUGUAAUCGGCUUAAUCACAGAGCUCCCAUUACACAUCAGAGAGACUUUAGUUUUCACCUCUUCUUUGAUCCUCAUUUUAAAUACAGUGCUCGUCUUGGCAGUGAAACUUAAGUGGUUUUAUUAUUCCACACGGUACGUUUACCUGUUAGUGAGGCAUAUGUACCGAAUUUAUGGAUUACAGUUAUUGAUGGAGGACACAUGGAAAAGGAUUCGUUUCCCAGAUAUACUUCGGGUCUUCUGGCUAACAAGAAUUACAGCUCAGGCAACAGUGUUACUGUAUAUUUUAAAGAUGGCAAAUGAAACUGAGUCCUUCUUUAUUUCUUGGGAUGAUUUCUGGGACCUCAUCUGCAAUCUAAUAAUUAGUGGAUGCGAUUCUACACUAACUGUACUAGGCAUGAGUGCUGUAAUCUCUUCGAUAGCCCAUUAUUUGGGCCUGGGAAUCCUGGCCUUCAUUGGGUCAACUGAAGAAGAUGACAGGCGGCUUGGCUUUGUAGCGCCUGUUUUAUUUUUCAUUUUGGCUCUUCAGACUGGUUUAAGUGGGCUGAGACCCGAAGAGAGACUUGUUCGCUUAAGUAGAAACAUGUGCCUUCUAUUAACUGCAGUCCUGCAUUUCAUCCACGGAAUGACAGACCCCGUACUAAUGUCUCUCAGUGCCUCCCACGUGUCAUCAUUCCAUAGACAUUUCCCUGUGCUGUUUGUCUCUGCUUGCCUGUUUAUUCUUCCUGUUUUACUCAGUUAUGUUCUUUGGCAUCACUAUGCACUAAACACAUGGUUGUUUGCAGUCACAGCCUUCUGUGUGGAACUCUGCUUGAAAGUGAUAGUUUCUCUCACUGUUUAUACGCUAUUCAUGAUUGAUGGCUACUAUAAUGUCCUCUGGGAAAAGCUUGAUGAUUAUGUCUACUUUGUCCGCUCGACAGGCAAUAUUAUUGAAUUUAUAUUUGGAGUAGUAAUGUUUGGGAAUGGGGCCUAUACCAUGAUGUUUGAGUCAGGAAGUAAAAUUCGGGCUUGUAUGAUGUGCCUACAUGCAUAUUUUAACAUCUACUUACAAGUAAAAAAUGGCUGGAAGACAUUCAUGAAUCGUAGAACUGCUGUUAAGAAAAUCAAUUCACUUCCUGAAAUAAAAGGGAGCCACUUGCAAGAAAUAGAUGAUGUAUGUGCAAUCUGCUAUCAUGAGUUUACAACAUCUGCUCGUAUUACACCAUGUAAUCAUUAUUUCCAUGCGCUCUGCCUUCGGAAAUGGCUGUACAUUCAAGAUACUUGUCCAAUGUGCCAUCAAAAAGUGUACAUCGAAGAUGAUAUCAAGGAUAAUUCAAAUAUAUCUAACAACAAUGGCUUUAUUGCACCCAAUGAAAAUCAGAACCCAGAGGAAGCUUUACGAGAAGACGCUGCUGGAUCUGACCGAGAAUUGCGCGAGGAUGACAGUAUGGACUGUGAUGAUGAUGAUGGCCAAAGAGGAAGGAGCGGAGGGGUUCGGCACACAGGUGCAGCAGCAGCAGCAGCAGAAUUUAAUGAUGACACUGAUUAAAGUAGCAUUUACUAAUCACUGAGGUAUUUGUUUAAAAUUCAGUUCAUCCACAAUGGAGUGCUAUGCUUCAUGUCAGAGUGUAUCCAAGCACAAAAGCAGUAUCGCUGUUGAAACUGUGAGUGACGUUCCGUUUACUGUGAUGUGCUGCUGUAAAUAUACCUCUUGAAUUACUUCUGGUCUCUUUGGUGACCUAUUUAAAUUUGUGUACAUUAUUGUACAUAGAAUAAAAUGUUUUCACGUUUUUAUGACAAAAGUUGAACAAAUAACUUCUUAAUAGAGAUAAUGAUCAUACGGUGCGUCAGCUGUGCCAAAGAUUCCUCCAUGAAAUUAGAGUAAUCUAAUGCUGGACCCUAGUUUUUCCUUAAAAUGAGUGGGAAAAUGAAAAGUAUAAAAUUGCAGAUGAGGAUGUAAAAUAGUUUGGAGUAGAGGAGCUAUUAAUUUUUUUUUAAACUAAGGAAUGAUAACCUGCUAGAAGCAACUGAGAAACUUCAAAUCUGAGCUGCAACGUAGAGCUGGGUUCCAAAGUCAUGGGUCAGAGGCCAAGAAUUGAGAAAUAGGCUUGUUAUCAACUACACUUUGAUAUAAACCAGGAUGUGCUGUGUAAGUUUUAGGGGAAAACAUCACUGUCCUUUCAGACUUUUGAUGAAAUUACACAAUAAAAAGGCCGUCAUUGAUAACUUAAGACAUUAACAGCCUAAACAGUGUUGAUCCAACUUUAUGGGUCAAAGUAAAGGGUGUAACUUACAGUGUUAGCGUUUUAGAGAAUGACUGGAAUGAUUUCCUUAAGGAAGCUUACAGGUUUACUAUGAAAUUCCACAUCAGCAAAAGAAAACCCAUACAAAUAAGUGUCAGGAAAAAAAUAUUUUAAUAGUGUUGUUGUAUAGCGUGUUGGCUAAUUCCAGCGGAUCUUCUUCUCUGACUGCUGCCAUUAUCUCCAAUAUUUGACUGAAAGAGAACCAGAGGAAGCAACUUUCUGAGAAUAUAUUGUUUUAAAGACAUAUAAUCCCCUUUUCCUGUGUAAGAAGAAAUCUUGUACCCUUCCUAAGGAAGUUUAAGAGUUAUUAAAAUUGUUCGUAAUAUCAGUAGGAAAACAUGACCAAUUACUGGCAGCCGGAAAGUUCUGGAGCAAAUUUGCAAAUAAAGAAAACUAGAAACCAGAGUCAUGCAAGUGCAGUACUAGUGGAACUGUCCCGGGAGUAUGGACCCUUUCAAACUGUAGGCCACAGCACAUUGUUACCGGAUAACAAGCAUCUUAAAGAUGGAAUGUAUGCUGCACAUCAUACAGGCUAAGUACCUUUCUACUUUGGGUUUAGUUUUAUUUAUAUUGACACAUAAAUAAUGAUGGUAUUGGGGGAGAGCAGGGCCAAAAACUUGAAAGGCACUGCUUGCUGAACUGUCUUCACAGACAGCAAGGGAUGGUUGUGUGCACAGUAAAUACAUAAUGGCAAGUACGGAAGCUGGGGCUGAGGCAGAGACCUCUCUUUGUUCCUUUGCACCGAGUGAUGACCAACAGUAGUGGUUCCCUAGCAGUAUUAUCUGUAGGUAGUUUUUAAACACGGAUUAGAAAGCUGUAGUCCAAAUUAAACAUUUAAACGUUCCUUGUCAUGAGCUUUUCGUUCCCUUUAUGAGUAUCCUAACUGAACACCAAAAAUAAAUAGGGUGGGGCUUUAAGAUUAGCUGGAAUUGUAGAAACUGCUCUCAGUAUGACAGAAGCCAGCUUGACACAGAUACUGACAAAGGAAAUCCAUCAACACGGAAACUUUAGAAUGCAGUUGUCUGCAGCCAGCUUGCAGACUUUGUGUGCUGCUCAGGCUGCCCUGGGAAGCAGUGCUGCUGCUGCUGACUGCAGUGGCCCAGGGCACAGCUGCUCUGCUAAGACUUGUGCAGCAGUCGUUUUACUAUUUAGAAACUUGUGAAAAUCACUGGUGCUUAGUGAAGCAUUUUGUGUAGCAAGCCGCUAAUAACAUCUGGCAACCUGGCCAGGCCUUUUGUAUCCAGUAUAUUUCUCUGUAGCUU
Molecule: messenger RNA, 4443 nt
Organism: Onychomys torridus (southern grasshopper mouse)
Lineage: Eukaryota; Metazoa; Chordata; Mammalia; Rodentia; Cricetidae
Gene: Rnf139
Product: ring finger protein 139
Exons: 2
Coding region: 418-2427 (669 amino acids)
Biological process (GO): ERAD pathway
Cellular component (GO): endomembrane system; endoplasmic reticulum
Molecular function (GO): zinc ion binding; ubiquitin protein ligase activity
Source: RefSeq, a predicted model, not a curated record